AGAGGUCCGAAGAACAAACAACAAACGCAUUCGCACAACAUUUCAACGCAACUCUCUCUCUCUCUCCGUGUCUCUCCCUCUUUCUCUCUCGAACUACAGGCCUUUCGGAGAAGGAAAGCCUCUGCGGAGAAGCUUGACAAUGGCGUCCUCGUCGGUGAACUUGGAAGACAUUCCGUCGCCAGAUCUCAUGACCGAGCUCCUGCGCCGUAUGAAAUGCUCCUCCAAGCCAGACAAACGCCUCAUUCUUGUUGGUCCACCUGGAUCUGGAAAGGGCACCCAGUCACCAAUUAUUAAGGAUGAAUAUUGUUUGUGCCAUUUGGCUACUGGUGACAUGCUGAGGGCUGCUGUUGCGGCUAAAACUCCUCUUGGGAUUAAGGCUAAGGAGGCUAUGGACAAGGGGGAACUUGUUUCUGAUGACUUGGUUGUUGGGAUAAUUGAUGAAGCAUUGAAAAAGCCUUCCUGUCAAAAAGGUUUCAUCCUUGAUGGAUUUCCAAGGACCGAGGUCCAAGCGCAGAAGCUUGAUGAGAUGCUUCAGAAUCGUGGGGUUAAGAUUGAUAAGGUUCUCAACUUUGCAAUAGAUGAUGCGAUCUUGGAGGAGAGGAUUACAGGUCGCUGGAUUCACCCUGCUAGUGGUCGGACAUACCACACAAAAUUUGCACCUCCAAAAGUUCCUGGUGUGGAUGAUGUCACGGGAGAACCUUUGAUUCAGCGUAAAGAUGAUACUGCAGCUGUUCUCAAGUCGAGGCUGGAGGCAUUUCAUAGACAAACUGAACCAGUAAUUGACUACUAUACGAAGAAGAGUAUUGUUGCAAACCUUCACGCAGAGAAACCCCCCAAGGAGGUCACCGAUGAGGUCCAGAAGGCGCUCUCUUCAUGAGGAGAAGCCAAAUUUAUUUAACUUGAAAAUUUCAAGAUUAUUAAGACAUCGAGACUUGAAGAUUUUUGCUGGAAUUAUCGGGUGUUCACUGUGUUGUUAGAUCACUUGCAUGCCGGCAUUUCAUUUUGCUUUGUUUGACUGUAGGCGCUGGCUUUGUAUCAGCGCUCGAGUUUUACUUUUAUUCAGUUAAUGGAUUAACUACAGAGGUUCUAAUA
Messenger RNA from Diospyros lotus (date-plum), 1092 nucleotides. Its product is annotated as adenylate kinase 4. Lineage: Eukaryota; Viridiplantae; Streptophyta; Magnoliopsida; Ericales; Ebenaceae. Gene Ontology annotation, molecular function: ATP binding; AMP kinase activity. Gene Ontology annotation, cellular component: cytoplasm; mitochondrion. Gene Ontology annotation, biological process: nucleobase-containing compound metabolic process. Bases 140 to 877 code for a protein of 245 amino acids. The record is from RefSeq and is a predicted model, not a curated record. The transcript has 6 exons.